Molecule: messenger RNA, 1734 nt
Organism: Spathaspora passalidarum NRRL Y-27907
Lineage: Eukaryota; Fungi; Ascomycota; Pichiomycetes; Serinales; Debaryomycetaceae
Gene: MRE11
Product: MRX complex nuclease subunit
Exons: 1
Coding region: 1-1734 (577 amino acids)
Biological process (GO): mitochondrial double-strand break repair via homologous recombination; meiotic DNA double-strand break formation; mitotic G2 DNA damage checkpoint signaling
Cellular component (GO): nucleus; Mre11 complex
Molecular function (GO): DNA endonuclease activity; 3'-5'-DNA exonuclease activity; manganese ion binding
Source: RefSeq, a predicted model, not a curated record
AUGCUAGUAGACAAUCUUCCCCAGGACGAACACACCAUUCGUAUCCUCCUAACCACAGAUAAUCAUGUCGGAUAUGCCGAGUCGGACCCCAUUCGAACAUCAGACUCCCACCUCACCUUCCAUGAAAUCACCCAGAUCGCGUCCACCAACAACGUCGACAUGAUAGUACAGGGAGGAGAUCUCUUCCAUAUCACCAAACCCAGCAAGAAGUCAAUGUAUCAUGUUAUGCAGAGUUUAAGAUUGAACUGCAUGGGCGACAAGCCAGUUGAGAUUGAGAUGUUAAGUGACCCAGAAGUACUUGGAAGUUUUGGGGUGAAUUACGAAGAUCCCAAUGUCAACGUGUCAAUCCCAGUGUUUGCCAUCAGUGGGAACCACGAUGAUGCUACAGGUGAGGGUUUACUUCUGGCAAUGGACGUUCUUGCCAUGAGUGGGUUGAUUAACCAUUUCGGAGCCAUCCCCGAUUCUGAAAACAUAACCGUGUCUCCAUUACUCUUUCAAAAGGGCACGACCAAACUUGCUCUUUAUGGAAUGGCAAACGUUCGUGAUGAACGACUCCAUAGGGCUUUUCGUGAUGGGAUAGUCAAGUUUCUUCGUCCAGAUAUCCACACUGACGAAUGGUUUAAUUUUUUAGCUUUCCAUCAAAACCACGCUACUCAUUCAUUCACAUCAAGCAUACCCGAGCUGUUCCUUCCGCGAUUCCUAGAUUUUAUAUUGUGGGGACAUGAACACGAGUGUGUACCAUACCCCGUUCACAACCCCGAGAUGGAGUUUGAGGUAUUACAAGCUGGCUCAUCAGUAGCUACUUCAUUAAGCGAGGGUGAAGUUCCAGACAAACACAUAUUCAUAAUGAGUGUGCGGGGACAAGAUUAUUCGAUUGAGCCAAUCAAAUUAACAACGGUUCGUCCGUUUAUUCUAAAGGUGUUAGAAUUACUGAAGACCGAUUUGAUACCCGGUGCCGCGUCCAAGUCUGAUGUGAUUGAGUACUUGACCUCUGAAAUGGAGUUGGCUAUAGAAGCGGCAAACACGAAAUGGAAAGAACUGAAUCCAGAUAGGACGGAUACACCACCGCUCCCCUUAAUCCGGUUAAAAGUAGAGUAUUCUGGAGGCUAUGAAAUUGAGAAUGUAAAGAGAUUUUCUAAUAGGUUUGUGGGUAAAAUCGCUAAUGCCAAUGAUGCCAUUCAAUUCUUUAAGAAACGACAACCAAGAGAGCAGACACUUAACAGGACAAAGUUCAAUGCUAUUGAAGAGAACACCAUGAAUAAAAAAUCAACCGAGUUGCAACUUCAUGAUAUAAUCAACGAUUUCUUGAAGCAAACGCAAUUGACUCUUAUUCCAGAAGUCGGACUUAAUGAUGCGGUAAAACGGUUUAUCGAGAAUGAAGACAAGACGAGUUUGUCACAAUAUAUAGAAAAGGAGGUUAAACGAGAGACCAAGAUGUUGCUAUCAGUAGACAUAGACGAAGAUCAGUUUCAUAAUGGUGAUGAUGUGAAGGCCAAGAAUGCAUUUAAACAGUUGCUAAAGGAGAUAGCGCCACUGGCAAGUAUUCCUGUGGAGAUUGAUAUUCCAGAUAUUCCAGUUCCAGCUCAAGAAGAAGUACAUCACAUAUUAGAUUCAGAAUCAGAUGUGGAAAUUCUUAGUGAUGAUGAUUGUGCGCCAAAAGCUAAGUCAAGGGCCAAGCCAAAGACCAGAGCUCCAGCUAAAUCGAGAACUACAAGAACGAGAAACAAAAAUUAA